AUGAUCUUAAAAUUAACCCCUAGAACAGAUAAAACGAAAUGUAUUGAGAAUCAGGAAACAAAUUGUUCAAAAACACCCAAGAAAGAAACAACCCAAGAAACACCUAAAGAAGUACCUAAAGAAGAAGAAUUAACCUCAACAUCUAACGAUGAACCUAAGAAGGGCGUUCCAAUCAAAGAAGUGAUUAAAUACAAGGAACUUGAAAAUGAUGAAACAUCUAAAGGCAGUUCAGCGACAUCCGAUGAAUCCCAAGCAGAACACAAACUAGACAAAUUAAAAAAUAGUGUAAUAAUUGGUUCAGUGAUAGGAAUAGUAUCCGGAGUCAUUAUUUUUGUAACGUGUUUUGCAAUUGCAUACGUGAAACAUAAAAAUCAAGAACAAAUUAUCCUUCUAACUCCAGAGAAUAAUGAUAAGAUUAUAGAUUUGAAUAAGUCUCUUAAUAAUGAGGAAGUUAUGGUCAAUAAUGUAUAA
This is a messenger RNA of Funneliformis geosporum, 471 nucleotides long. Lineage: Eukaryota; Fungi; Glomeromycota; Glomeromycetes; Glomerales; Glomeraceae. The record is from the annotation of a GenBank genome assembly.